Messenger RNA from Penicillium taxi, 1608 nucleotides. RefSeq names its product cytochrome P450. Gene Ontology annotation, molecular function: iron ion binding; monooxygenase activity; oxidoreductase activity, acting on paired donors, with incorporation or reduction of molecular oxygen. The transcript has 6 exons. Lineage: Eukaryota; Fungi; Ascomycota; Eurotiomycetes; Eurotiales; Aspergillaceae. The record is from RefSeq and is a predicted model, not a curated record. Bases 1 to 1608 code for a protein of 535 amino acids.
AUGGGAGUUACAAUACAGCUAGCAGUCCUUACUGCUGCUGUAGCUCUUUUCUUCUUCCUGAGAGGUCUUUCGUCGAAAAAGACACUAGCACCACUACCUCCAGGUCCCCCUAAAAAGCCUCUCAUUGGAAACCUGCUAGAUCUUCCUGGCGCAGGUCAACAGGAAUGGAUUCACUGGCUAAAACACAAGGAUCUCUAUGGUCCCUUGAGCUCUGUUUCAGUUUUCGGACAAAACAUAAUCCUCAUUAACGAUAAAAGAAUUGCAUAUGAGAUUCUGGAAAAGAAUUCUGCCAAACACUCGUCCCGUCCUCACUUCACGUUUGCAGAACAGAUUUGUGGUUGGGAUAGGGCGCCUGUGAAUCAGGAUAACAAUGCUUUUCUGAAGACUUUCCGCCGAGCAGCUGCCCGCACGAUAGGAACCCAGGCAUCUAUUGCUAAAUAUGAUCGUCUUAUUGAAGAUGAGAUGAGACACUUCUUAUGGCGGGUUCUUGAUAACCCCAAGAAGUUCAUUGAUCAUAAUCGAAGUGCCGCCGUCGGCUUGAUCUUGAAAAUUACCUAUGGAUAUACUACUGAACCGUCCAAAGAGGACCCAUUGGUUGCCCUCGCUGACUUGACCCUGCAGCAAUUCUCCGAGGCUAUCAUUCCAGGUGCAUUCUUAGUUGAUCUGAUUCCUGCAUUGAUCUACAUCCCUGAGUGGUUCCCAGGUGGUGGAUUCAAGACUAUAGGGAGAUUCUAUUAUGACACCCUUAGAAGGCUCGUGGAAAGUCCAUUUGCGUUUACUAAAUACCAGAAGAGCCAGAACAUCAGUAAGAACCCAUCUCUUGUGUCGGAACUGCUGGACCAGGGAGAAGAUGACGACCUGGUUAAAUGGCUCGCAGUGGGACUUUACGGUGGAGGGGCAGAUACGACUGUUUCUACUAUGGAAGCAUUCUUCCUCGCCAUGUUACUCUACCCAGAGGUGCAGGGUAAGGCACAAGCCGAGCUUGACCAUGUCCUUGGUGAAACGACCCUUCCAACUGUGGCAGAUCGACCAAAACUGCCAUACAUCAAUGCGAUCGUACGAGAACUUCUUCGCUGGCACCCUGUUGCACCACUGGGCGUUCCACACCGAGCUGAUGAAGACGAUAUUAUCAAUGGAUUCUUGAUUCCAAAGAAUGCAGUCCUAAUCGCAAAUAUCUGGGGAUUCAACCACGAUCCAGAAGUUUAUUCCAAUCCAUCACAAUUUAAACCGGAGCGGUUCCUUGGCGUUGAUGACAAGGAUGCUGUUCCCGAUUCACAAAGCUUCGGCUUUGGUCGUCGUAUUUGCCCUGGCAGGCUGUUUGCCGAUACUUCCUUAUACAUCAUGGUUGCGCAUACCCUUUCGGUCUUCAAUCUCAACAAGGCUGUUGGUGAAGAUGGUCGUGAAAUUGAUGUGGAGGCUAAGUUUACAGCGGGUAUCAUCAGUCACCCGGAGCCAUUUUCUUGUGCUUUUACUCCUCGCAGUGAGAGUCAUAAACAGCUUAUUGAAGAGUUCCAACGGGAGAAUCCUUUCAAGAAAGGAAAUGCGGACGAACUUCUGGCUGCUUUGAACGAGAGAAACGUCUCUCACAAUGAUGGACGCGCCUCGUAG